AUGCCUUUCAAAGAUGGCCUUUUCGCCUCUCCCUUCACAAGCACGGACGAAGACAUCGAUCCAACGACCGAGAAAGCCAAAGAAGUCUUGGCCCAGCCUCCUGCAACACGAUGGGAGCUAUGGGGCUACUAUCUUUAUUAUAAUGGAGACAAUGGUUAUACCAUGUUCAGUUACAUGCCCAACAUUCUGCAGUAUUUAGCUUACAAAGGCGGCUUCUACCCAGAUACACAUAAUGCCAGAGGCUGCGAUACACAUGAUUUGGAUAAAAGUUGCUAUGUGUCCUGGUCUGGUACGAGCGGCAUUCCAGUAUCUGCCAUGAUGCUUUACGUCCAAGCCAUCUCGUUUUCGAUCCAGUUUUUACUAUUCACUACAUUUGGUAGUCUUGCUGAUUACGGUAAAUGGAACAGAUACAUCUUGUUGGUGGCUACGGUCAUAGGUUGUGUUACUCAGAUUGUACCUGUCGCCUUCUUGAAUGAUGACGGAUCGAGUUGGAAUGCGAUGCUGGGCAUCAUGAUUCUAGCUUUGAUCUCGUAUGGUACAUCACUCGUAUUCUAUGGCGCUGCUUUUCCUACAUUAAGUGACAACUUGCCUGUCGUGCGUAAAGCUCGUGCUGAUCCGAAUUUGACAAGUGAUGAAGCAAGCUUUAUUGUUGAAAAAUGGAGAAAUCAUGUAUCUGCUACCUCGACUGUGUUCUCCAACGUAGGCUUCUUGGUCAUGACAGCUCUUUUAUCUGGCAUCUCCUUUCUUCCCUGGAACAACUAUGAAUUCUUUGGGGAUGAUGCUCAUGUAUUGGGUAAUGUGCCUUUAUUCAAUUUCAUCUCUACUGCUGUCUGUGGUGGUUUCUGGGUCCUCAAUGCCAUUCCCUACUUCCUUGCUGUUCCUUCCAAGAGACAAGGCCCUCCUCUUCCUGCUGAUGCCAAUCAUUUCACCAUUGGCUGGAAAUCAGUCAUCAAAGCCUUUAGAGAAGCUCGUAAAUUGCGCUACUUGUUUCUAUACAUUUUCGCUUAUUUUAUGUUCUCUGAUGCCGUCUCCACUAUCAACCAAAUGAUUGCAAUUACUCAAGCUCAAAUUACAAGCUUCAAUGCUCAACAGAUCACUAUUCUCAACUUGGCUUCUUCUGUUACAUCCAUUAUUGGCUGCUUAUUCUUUUUGUGGCUCUCUAAGCGCUUCGGUGUUCGCACAAAGACGAAUUUACUAAUCAUCAUCUUGCUCACUGGUGUGGUACCUGUUUGGGGCUGUUUUGGUAUUGGUCUCAAGAACUUUGGUAUCCGUACUACUUGGGAACUUUGGGUGUUCUAUGUUUGGUCUGGUCUUUUCACUGCUCCUAUUUGGGCAUGGCAAAACACCAUGCUUGCUGAACUUGUGCCCAGAGGUAAAGAAAACCUGUUCUUUGGUCUUUUUGGUGUCAUCAAUAAGGCUUCUUCAUGGAUUGGCCCUGUUGUCAUUGGUGCCAUUACUCAAUACACGGAUAAUCUUUGGAAGGGCUGGCCAUUUGUCCUGGCUUUGUUCCUCUUGUCGUUUGUGAUCAUUUGGUUCAUUGAUGUCGAUAAAGCCAAGGUUGACAUUGCCAACUAUUUGGCUGAGCAAGAUGCUGUCAAGGGCCAUACUGAUGGCAAUGAGCUUGUUAUCGCACCAGACGAGAAGACAGCUUACUAA
Messenger RNA from Mucor velutinosus, 1656 nucleotides. RefSeq lists its product as uncharacterized. The transcript is spliced from 2 exons. Gene Ontology annotation, molecular function: transmembrane transporter activity. Bases 1 to 1656 code for a protein of 551 amino acids. The record is from RefSeq and is a predicted model, not a curated record. Lineage: Eukaryota; Fungi; Mucoromycota; Mucoromycetes; Mucorales; Mucoraceae. Gene Ontology annotation, biological process: amino acid transmembrane export from vacuole.